This is a messenger RNA of Anopheles marshallii, 1347 nucleotides long. RefSeq names its product all trans-polyprenyl-diphosphate synthase PDSS2-like. The transcript is spliced from 3 exons. Gene Ontology annotation, molecular function: prenyltransferase activity. Bases 1 to 1347 code for a protein of 448 amino acids. Gene Ontology annotation, cellular component: mitochondrion; transferase complex. NCBI's taxonomy places the organism in Eukaryota, Metazoa, Arthropoda, Insecta, Diptera, Culicidae. Gene Ontology annotation, biological process: ubiquinone biosynthetic process; isoprenoid biosynthetic process. The record is from RefSeq and is a predicted model, not a curated record.
AUGUCGCUCGCUAGAAUCUACGGAUUGCAGGCACGGCUGAGGACACAUUUGCAGAAGAGUGUUGUGACGCGAUCAAUCCCAGUCCAGAUGCUAGAAACUGUUCCCCGACGGUGGAUCGCUUCCGGUUUGGUAAGCCACGAUAAACUGGCACCGAAACCUGUGCCCAAGCACGACUGGAAUCGGGCCGUCAGUGAGGCGGAAAAGAUCGUUGGCUAUCCGACGUCGUUCCUCAGCCUCCGGUGGCUGUUGAGCGAUGAAAUUGCCAACGUAGCGCUGCACCUGCGGAAGCUGGUCGGCAGCAACCAUCCACUGCUUCGAACCGCCAAAAUACUGAUCUACAACGGCAAAAACAACAUGCAAGCCUGGGGAUUAAUUGUUUUGCUCAUCUCCAAAGCGGUCGGACAUGCACCGACCGUACCGGAUCUGGAACAGGAUAAAAGUGCCGGCGUCCUUCAGUCGCAGCGUGGAUUGGCGGAAAUUACGGAAAUGAUUCGUACCGCCCAUCUCGUCCACCAGGGACUGGUCAAUCUGCAACCGUUGGACGAUGCCGGUAACGAGCUGGGCAGCGACAGCGAUACCAUCUUUGGCAACAAGAUCGCCCUGCUGAGCGGGGACUAUCUGCUCGGGAACGCCUGUCUGCAGUUGGCCGGUCUCCGGAAUCAACCGCUCAUCGAGCUUAUCUCGUCGGCCGUACGUGAUUUGGCCGAAUCAAACUUCUUCGGCGAGCGGGAUCAGCAGAACAAUCCGCUUCCGUCGCGUCCACUAGAAUCGUCGGCAGCUGGCAGCAAUGGCAGCAGCAGCGGAUCGAAUGUGGAUCUUAGCUUCGGUGAUGCGAUCGACAACACGCAACCGCUCAGCUUGGCCGGUGUGAUGGGCAAUCCGGAGAAGGAGUGGGCCCUGCGGCACAUACUCGGGGCGGGAAGUUUGCUGGGGAAAAGCUGCCAAGGUGCGAUGAUGCUCGCAGGACAGCCGGAAGCCUUGCAACGGCGCGGUUACAUGUUUGGGAAACAUCUCUCCCUAGCAUGGCAGGCCUGUAUCGAUCUGGAACCGUUCAACAGUGAUCAGCUUCCUUCGGGUGGACAGUUUAGUUUAGUGUCCGCACCGGUUCUAUUCCAUCUCGAUCACGUUCCCGCACUGUAUGAUGAAAUUCAGCAGGGACUAGUGUCGGUAGAUAAAGUAGAUUUUAGCAAGGUUCAUGCAGCAGUUUUGAAAGGACCGGGCUUGGAACGGACACGCGCACUGCAGAAAAAGCACAGCCUUGCCGCGAUGGAUGUAUUGAACGAGCUGCCACCGUCCGACGCACGAACCGCGCUGCAAAACAUUAUCCUUGCCAUGCAGGACAUCUAG